CCAAGCCAAGAUUGAUAGAUCAUAUCUCCAACAGAAGGUACAGGGAUCAUACCAUUGAUAAAUUGAAAAUUGUUUCUGGUGCUAAGAGCAACCUCCAUUACUUAACUCCACAAAUUGUAGUUCUGAUCGGUUAACUUCAUGGAGAUGGUUGUUGUCAAACCAUGGUAGUGUGAAGGCAAAUAAUAGGGAUUCAGGUAUGGAUCCUCGUAUUGGGGUAGUUGAGAAAUGGGUUGAGCUGGAAACUCUUGCAUUUGAUGGACUGUACCAAUGGGUUGUGCUGGAAACCCUUGCAUCUGUUGUGCGACUCCAAUGGGUGUGGAGGCAGAAGGUUGAGAAGGUGUUUGGUUUGGAUUUUGAGCAUCGUCAUGAGCAUAAGCUAGUGAUUCUGAAUCAUCAGUUAGAUGACUACCAGCUCCAGUACCCUGUCCUGACAUGGCAAGAAGGAUUCACCACAAUGCGGCUAGGGUUUGUGGAGAGGAUGACGAUGAGAUCUACAGACGCCUGUAACUAGGCUCUGAUACCAUGAGAAGAAAUGAGAAAUAAGGUUUUUUGGGGAAGGAAUCUCAAAGUGAGAGAGCCUUCGUUUUCUGCUUUACCAUUUAUACUGCUAAAAUCAUUUACAGAGUAAGAAAGGAUUGACGGCUAAUCUACAGUAAAAACAGAAAAACUAACAAUUAAUUUAAGCAACCGAAGCUAUACACGUGUUGCUCUAAUGAUUAUUUACGACAACAAAGUGGAACGCAGCGUUCUGAAUCAUAAGACAAAGUCUCGUGUUGACUCCAAAUAGAUGGAGAACGACGACAUUCCGAGCUGUGUUCUUGGCAGGGUAAAGUCUGUAGCUGCUUCAUCGCAUUCCUGGAAACCUGAAGAGUGAGCUGCUGCUGGUCAUUGUCUAGGAUUGAUAUGUUCUUCAUUAUCUUAUCUUAAGUUGCGAUGCAUGAGUUAUGUAUCAUGUUUAUAUGAAGGGUAGACAAACACCACUUAUGGACUCCCUCAUGGUUUAAGUCAUUAAAUUGACACAAAUUAUAAUAUGAGAACAUUUGACACCAAACCAAUCUAACAAUUGAGAUAGUAGAAGAGAUUGUUAAGAACAUAUCAGGAUAAUCGACAAUGCAAGAACGAGAAGAAAACAAUGUUAUAAAUCAAUUGAUCCCAAUAAUUCGAGUUUUUGGAAGAAGGAUAUUAUGAAUCUUACACCACUCCCUUACAUGCCUCCUCAAACGAAAGGCAACUUACAGGCUUGAAAUUUGGACAGACACACCAUACCUUGUGCUUUAAUCAAUUGUUAAUAUUAGGGGUCGUGGAUAAUCGAACAAACGACCACUUGACCAAACCAGCUCUGAUACCAUGUCAUAAACCAACUGGUCCCAAUAACUCAAGUUGUUGGGAGAGGCCCAUGUCUGGUACUAAACCACUUCCUUCCAUUCCCCCUAAAACGAAAGUCAACUCAGGGGCUUGAAGUUUGCACAGGCCCGCCAUACCAUGUGAUUUGAAGACAAUGGUUAAUAUGGGGGGUCGUGAGGACUUGAACGCGUGUCUUCAAGGACAAAUCAGCUCUAACACCAUGUCACAAACCAGUAGGUCCCAAUAACUCGAUUUUUUGAGAGAAGGUUAUUAUGGAUCUUAUACCCCUCUCUUACAUAGAGAUUUAGGUGGUUUAAUAACAUAAUGUGUGUUAGUUAGUCCACGGGCACGAGAUAGCCGAUUUUAUUAUAUGCAAAUUACAAAGGGAUUGAAUAGUAUAUAUAAUACUUUUCUAUAUAGCAUAACCCUAAUCCAAUAUGGUAACUCAUAAGGUUACAAACCAGGUCCAUAACAUGAUCCCAAACAUGUAUAAGCCCAUGAAAUCUUGCUCCCUCGAGCCUCCUAAUAAGGCGCUUUGCCCCUAAACCUCGUCAUUUACAAUCGACGGCAGAUAAUGCGAUUCAAAUAUUAAGAAGAGACAAUCAAAUAGUGUCCGCCAUACUUAAAAGAAUUCUCAUGGAAUAAGCAAAACACAUGCAC
Messenger RNA from Linum trigynum, 2004 nucleotides. NCBI's taxonomy places the organism in Eukaryota, Viridiplantae, Streptophyta, Magnoliopsida, Malpighiales, Linaceae. The record is from the annotation of a GenBank genome assembly.